AUGAGCACCGAAGCUUUAGACCACGCACAAUCGUUCGUCGAUUACUUGAACAAUUCACCUACUCCAUACCAUGUUGUCAACAGCUCCAUUGAGAAGCUCGCAAAGGCUGGGUUCGAAGAAUUGACCGAAAGAUCCAACUGGAACACUGCCCUCAAAAGAGGAGGAAAGUACUAUGUCACCAGAAACGCCUCCUCGCUCAUUGCAUUCACCGUGGGUGAGAAAUAUGAAAACGGUAACGGUAUCGCUGCUGUGGGUGCUCAUACUGACUCUCCUUGCUUGAGAAUCAAGCCAAUUUCUAAGAAAACCUCAGAAGGUUUUAUUCAAGUUGGUGUGGAGAGUAGGGUUUAUGCUACUAAGAAUGGUCAGACAGUUCCAUAUUUGGUGAAGAUCGACAAGCCUUUAUUAAGAAUCCCCACUUUGGCCAUCCACUUCAGAAGAGACACCGCCAAUAAAUUCGAAUUUAACAAAGAAACUAACAUGGUGCCUAUUGCGGGCCAAACCGCUUUGGACAAGAACUCAGACGAAGAGAAGAAGCCACACAGUUGUGCCGAUGAUCCAGAAUUACAAUUAUCCCCCGAACAAUUUGAAUCGGUUCAGAACGUGAUACUGAGACACAACAAGUCAUUAAUUGAAUUGAUAGCUAAGGAAGUUGGAGUGGAAGCUGGUGAAAUUGAAGACUUCGAAUUAUUACUCUUUGAUCAUCAAAAAUCAACCAUUGGAGGUUUGAAUGAUGAGUUCAUUUUUUCCCCCAGAUUGGACAACUCUACCUCAUGUUUCACUGCUACAGUUGCCUUAGCAGAGGCUUCCAAGGAUUUAUCAAACCAAAAGGGUAUUCUGUUGAUCUCCUUGUUCGAUCAUGAAGAGGUCGGUUCUGUUUCUGCUCAAGGAGCUGAAUCCACCUUUUUACCUGAUAUCUUUCAAAGAAUUACCAGUGUCAACUUUGAAGGCUCGGCUGGAGAUUAUUUCCACCAAUCCGUUGCAAACUCAUUCAUGUUGUCGUCAGAUAUGGCACAUGGUAUCCACCCCAACUAUUCUGAGGCCUACGAGGGUAAGAAUAGACCACAUGUGAACGCGGGGCCAGUGAUCAAGAUCAACGCCAACCAGAGAUACGCCACCAAUUCACAUGGAAUUGUCUUAAUCAAGAAGAUCGCCAAUGAGGCACAAGUGCCCUUGCAAUUGUUUGUGGUGAGAAACGACGCUGCUUGUGGAUCUACCAUCGGUCCUCUUAUUUCUGCCAAGUUGGGUAUCAAGACCUUGGAUUUGGGUAACCCACAGUUGUCCAUGCACUCGAUCAGAGAAACCGGAGGUACCUAUGACGUUCUCAAGUUGACUAACCUCUUCCAGUCGUUUUUUGAGAACUACGUUAAGGUCGACGAAUCGAUCUCGCGUGAUCAUGUCAAGAUAUGA
Suhomyces tanzawaensis NRRL Y-17324 is the source of this 1407-nucleotide messenger RNA. RefSeq names its product aspartyl aminopeptidase. The transcript has 2 exons. NCBI's taxonomy places the organism in Eukaryota, Fungi, Ascomycota, Pichiomycetes, Serinales, Debaryomycetaceae. Gene Ontology annotation, biological process: proteolysis. Gene Ontology annotation, molecular function: zinc ion binding; metalloaminopeptidase activity. The coding region runs from base 1 to 1407 and encodes 468 amino acids. The record is from RefSeq and is a predicted model, not a curated record. Gene Ontology annotation, cellular component: fungal-type vacuole.